AUGAUAUUCAAUAAAGAUUUUGUUAUCAACAAAUUUGAAGAUAUAAAAGAUUUAAAGAAUGAUGAAUUAGUUACCAUAAUACCCUCACUUUCUGAUAAAAGUAAGACAAAUCUCCUUAAAAUACUUAAAGAUGUUAAUAAUGUUAAUAAAAAGAAUUUAGAGGCUAAAAGUGAAAAGUUAGAGAGUGAAAAGAGUUUAGCACUUACCUUGUUAAACAGACUUUGGAACUUAUUAGAAGAUAAAGAAAAUCUAAAUGAUAUUUUCAAUGAAAUAAAAGAUGAAAUAACAAAAGCUUAA
This is a messenger RNA of Hepatospora eriocheir, 297 nucleotides long. Lineage: Eukaryota; Fungi; Microsporidia; Hepatosporidae. The record is from the annotation of a GenBank genome assembly.